CCUGUGUGUUUACACACACAUAUAUAUAUACAUUUUGAAUAUGCAUUCCAGAAUUUUCACAAAGGGACCCUCACAGGAAAACAGCCCCUAACAGGAGACGUGAAAGCUGGGCACGAUAUUGAGUGACGACUCCAGGUACUGUGAAUAUGACGCAAUGUGUCAUCUGAAUGAUAGAUACACCAUUGUGGGCUGACAGCUGGGACUUCAUACAGUUAUACACUUGUUUGUCGGCCAACGACAAUCAUCUUCGAUAGAUCGGCGCACCUGGGAAGUUAGUGCGUCAUGGCGGUGUAUGUGUAUCCCGUUUUGUGUCUUUUGCUUGCUUCGCCUUUGUUUCAAGAUGUUCUGUCUCAGUACAGUAAGUUUCGGAAUGUUAACUACCAACAACAAGACAUGCCCCUCCGUGCGCGUGGAGGAUUCAACGGAGGGACUAGAAAUACUCAACAAAGGGGACUGCAGCAGUCAAGAAUAAUGCCUAACAGAGGUCAAUUGUCUCCUAACCAACCACUAUCUGCACAAGGUCAGGGCUCGGGUAUGAUGAGCCCGUAUAGUCAAUCGGUUGCCAUAUCAAGCGCAGACGCUGUGUUAUCACACAAGUCACUGGGCCCAAGAGGACGUCCUCUACAUGCAAUGAACAAUGGGCCACUAGCAAGGGAUCAUUCCCAAGGGUCCUUUUCGCACGUACCAGAUAUGGCCGUUGGCGCUAAUACUAUGCAGUCCGCGCCCAAUCCUUGGAAUCAACCGGAAGUCAAUGCACCUGGAUUCAUCCAAAGCCGCGGAGCCACGUGGGUUGACACUGGUGCAAAUAGAGGGAAGACAUUCGGACAUGACCAGAAUAUGGCAUUUAAUACAGCCACAAAGCAAUUGGAUGCGCAACUGCACGGCCCCGACGUACAUGUCCAACCUGAGAUGGGACAUCAUCACAGUAUAAACACCGUCGGUAUACGAAACGCAGGCAAUACAAGGAUUUCUUCAAAUUCACCUUUCCAAUCUGUAAUGACGUCUCCAGACAUUGUUUCCCCAACGCCUAAUGAUAGACCUUUCGACUCUCCUGUAUCGAUCACAAACCAAGGUGAAAUACCCAGCGAUAUGCAUCAAGCUCUUUCACAGACUACGGGUUCCAAUACUCAGCUGUGGGAAGCAUCCAGUGUCAACCAGCAACGUGCGCUAGACAAUUCACAUACGGAAAUAUUUAUGGACCCGACGAAACUAAUGCACAGCAGAAACCAACCAACAUUGUCAGAGCAAAUGUCAGGUUUACACUCAGGAGGCGGCGCUACUGUUAUGCAAGGAGAGGCUAGUUCGGUUGUUGACCCAAGAUUAGGGAUUAUUUCCUCACCCGACCAUAUAGCAACAAUGGAAGUCGGUUCGAGCCUUGGUGCUCAUAGACCACCGCCUGACAAUUGGCAUGCCAGUAUUGAGCACCGAAAGUCAUUGAGCCAACAACGGAAUAUUCCGUCGCAUAUGCAAAAUCAUCCUGGAAUGCAUAUAGAAUCUCCUUCAUCUCAAAGGUUUGAAAACGGAAAACAUUCACUUGGAAUAUUGUCAGACUCAUACGUGGUAUCAGAUGGUAGUACAUACGUUAAUACAGAUGCUGAGGUCAAGGUCAUGUCCGGUCUGUCACCUGUUGCCCGUCAGACGCCUCGACCACCACCUACACAGCCUCCCCCAGUUGUUAUUAAAAGGCCCGAACCUGUUAUUGAUCUGCCGGGUAGAGGCAAAAAGUGGGAGAACUUCAAAGAAAUACCAUGGGGCAGGGAUCAAGGAAUAUACAAACCUGGUAUACCAAUAGGUGAAAUGGCUGUUAAAAAGACAUUAGAUCCACAUGAACAGCGCAAAGCUCAAACAAGACAACCAAGUUCAACUCAAAAGAUGCCUGUGAAAACACCAUCAAAACCUGCAACUAAACAUGUAUUAGAUAAUCUAAUGAUAUACAUUGACAAUAUUAAUAAAAAUCUCGAAAGCACCACAACAAAGCAAAACGGAAAUACAGGAAAAUCUCUAGCGGGUGCAAAACAACGACCUGUUGCAACACAAGGAGGAGCCAAGCAGCAAACGGGCGUAGCUCAGAAAGGCUCAUUAAAACAUCUUGUUGGCAUACAAAAGGAUGUCAAACAGCAAACUGGUGUACCCCACAGAGGUUCAUUUAAACAGAGAGGUGGAUUACAAGAAACAGGUGUAGUACAAGAAGGUGCAUUGCAACUGACCGAUAGAGCUCACGGAAGUUUUGGAGGGAAAUCUGGUAAAGCUCAAGCAUUGAAAACAAAUGGAAAAAAGCAGGGGUCUGUACUAAAACAACCUAGUUUAGCUCAAAGAGGUCCACUGCACAAAAUGAAUUCACUUCAAGGGAGUUUACAGCACACCGCUGAAUCACCAGGUGGUGCAUUACAAAAGACUAGCAAAGUACAAGGAGGUGGAUUACAAAAACCUAGAAAAGCGCUCGGAGGUUCAAUACAACAAACCGGAAAAUCGCCGGGAGGUCCUUUGCAUAAAAUGCGUCAACUGCAAGGAGGUUUAGAACAUCAAACUGCUAAAUCUCAGGGAGUUGCGUUACAGCAGACUGGUAAAGGUCAAGUAAAUGCAUUAAACAAAAAUGGUUUAGCGCAAGGAGGUACAAUGCAAGAUAUCGGAAAACCGCUGGGAGGUCCUUUGCAAAAAAUGCGUCAUUUGCAAGGAGGUUUAGAACAUCAAACAUCUAGAUCUCAAGGAGGUGCGUUACAACAGACUGGUAAAGUACAAGCUUCCCCAUUGCAUAAAAGUGGUAAAUCGCAAGGAGGUUUGAUGCAACAACAAAAUGGAAAAUCUCAAGGAGUGUUAUUGCAUAAAACUGGUAAACUUCAAGGAGGUGUAGUACAGCAAACCGCAAAAUCUCAGGGAGGUGCGUUACAACAGACUGGUAAAGGCCAAGUAAAUGGAUUACAAAAGACUGGUAAAACACUGGAAGGCUUUUUGAAAGACACUGGAAAAUUGCCAGGAGGUCCAUUGCUUAAAAUGGGUACAACUAAAGGAAGUUUAAUACAGCAAGGUGGUAAUUCUCAAGGAGGCCAAUUGCAACAAAUAAGUAAAGUUCAAGGGAGUGUAGUUCAGCAAACCGGCAAAUCCCAAGGAGCAUUGCAACAAACUGGUAACAUGCAAGGAGGCAACACACAUAAUGCUGCUUCAGUUCAAGGAGAUACCUUGAAACAAACCAGAGUUCACAGUAGUGGGACAAAGCACAUGACCGGUUCUCAGAAGAAAAGCGCUGCGACUAAACCAGCUACUAUUCAUACAGGUUCUGCGACGCAAACAUCAAAUGCUUUGACUGCUGAUAGUAAAACUAGCGCUGCGAAAGAACAAUUGAUAGCGAAAACGAAUGUGAAUAAAGAAAGCAAAUCUGGAAUGCGCGAUGCCGUCAAUGCUGCCCGUUCUAAGAAGUACGAAGCCAUGCUUAGCAAACCUAUAUAUAAAGUUAUGUCUAAUGAGCCGACAGUUACACCGAUUUAUGGUUCUGUUCUCGGUGAAGCAAACAUUCAUCAUAGCGGUGGUACAACUAGUGGCACAAAGGUCGAUACGAAGCCAUCGGGUGAUCAAUUCGCUACUCCAUUUCCAUCAUCCAGUGUCAAGGUUGAUAGAAGCAAACUUCAUGGCAUUCCAAUACAUUUUGGACGGCCGCAACCAACCCCACCUUUGUCUUCUAGCAACACUGGCUUACAUGGCGAUGCCGUAAUAAAACAAACGACAACAAGGCCUACGACGCAUAGAAGCCAUGUAUAUGUAACUACUACAGUGCCAUCUUCUAAAGCGAUAACCACUAUUGCACAAUUAACAACUACUACCACUCCAGAGACAACAACAACCACUACCACUCCAAAACCUACGACAACCACAACCACUCCGAUACCUACAACGACAACUACUACUACUCCCAAGCCAACGACAACAACCUCUACCACUCCUAAACCAACGACAACCACUACCACUCCUAAUCCAACAACAACAACCACUACCACUCCAAAGCCAACGACAACAACCACUACCACUCCUAAACCAACGACAACAACCACUUCCACUCCUAAACCAACGACAACAACCACUACCACUACUAAACCAACGACAACAACCACUACCACUCCUAAACCAACGACAACCACUACCACCCCCAAGCCAACGACAACAACCACUACCCCUCCUAAACCAACGACAACAACCACUACCCCUCCUAACCCAACGACAACAACCUCUUCCACUCCUAAACCAACGACAACAACCACUUCCACUCCUAAACCAACAACAACAACCACUACCACUACUAAACCAACGACAACAACCACUACCACUCCCCAACCAACGACAACAACCACUACAACUCCCAAACCAACGACAACCACUACCACACCCAAGCUGACAACGACAACAACCACUACCACUCCUAAACCAACGACAACAACUACUACUCCUAAGCCAACGACAACAACCACUACCACUCCUAGGCCAACGACAACAACCACUACCACUCCUAGGCCAACGACAACAACUACUACCACUCCUAAACCAACGACAACUACUACUACUCUUAAGCCAACGACAACUACUACAACUACCGAACCAACAACCACUACUACCACUCCAGAACCAACGACAACCACUACAACAGCUGAACAAACGACAACAACUACAACUCCAGAGCCGACUACAACCAGUUCCACUCCAGAUUCAACGAUAACGACAGCUGAUGUAACCACCACAAACGCACCAGGCGAUAAUUGGAUUGGUUCAUUUGUAACAGGAAAACCUGUACAUCAUGAAACUGUGCUUUUAGAACGCACCACGGAAAAAUCUUCUACACUGCAAUCUUUACCACAAUCGACAGUAGAUCGCGCGCACAAUCAGGAUCCUCUUUCAAACGUAGAAACCAUGUUAACUAAACCCGUAUCUGAUGCUAGUGCAGUAAGCCAAAUUAAUCCAGUUUCAAUACCCGGAUAUCAAAUAUCAGUAAGAACAAUGGAACAAACGUCAGAUGUCGGGCAAAUUACAGGCAUGCCUUCGACAGAACCAACUUACAUACCCUCCUCAACAAACCUGGAUUUUGCAACCCAACAGACAGAGCAAAUGUUGGACUCAUCCACUACACUUGGAGCUUUAGGAGCAGAUAUCCAUGUGACAUCCCAAACUAUCGAGGCAUUGCAGAUUCACGACAGCAGAACGACACAGGGAACAUUGCAGUAUGAUUCAGUACCUACUACAGCGCAAGGGCAAGCCGUAUCUCUUGCUAGUUCCAUGGCACACAAAACAUCGUCUGUAGCUGAGGCAUUCACUGAAGACACAACUACAUACGCAUCAACAUCACUUUCAGAAGCAGAUACAACGAAUGUGACCGAACCAGGUACUACUAAUACAAAUAACGAACUAACAACUAAUGUACAGACAACAUAUACGGAAACCAAACCCGUGACAGAACUGCCUUUGGUAACAGAGCCGCUUAGAUACGAUCAUCUCUAUAUGGCAUUUGUCAAACCCGAAACUACAACACAACCACCUACCACUACUACUGUGACAACCACGACAGAAAGGAGGACACCAGAAUCAACCACCGAAGCAACACCACCACCACCAUCAACAACAACAACAACAACAACAACAUCAUCAACAACAACAACAACAACAGAAAGGCCAACAACAACCACGUCAACAACUACCAUAGAAGCAACGACUACUAAAACAACAGAAAGAAAAAUAACAGAAAGAAAAAGAAAACAUAAACCAACAGAAACAUCAACCAUUACAACAGAAGCGGCAACAGAUGCUGUACCAUCAAUGAAAACAACAUUUUUCAAUGCGCGUUCUGCUCAAGCGUCUAGUGCUGCCGCACCAACCCUGUCUAAUACCCUUAUUUACACUCCUCGUUCUAGCAUUGCUUCAGGGCCAGUAGUAGAAGGGUCCAACUCAGUUCUACCUACAACAGACCAAAGACAAUCAUCAUUAUUAACAACAUCAUCAAAGCAACAAACAAAUGCUUUCAAAGGAAAUUCACCCAUUUUUAGUACGACACUAACGUUAAGGGCAAAUACUAUUACUAACAAUGGCAAUAAUCUUAGGACACACUCCACAGGCUUAGCGUUCCCCACUGCAUCGUCUGCGCGGGCUCCUGUAACCGGAUAUUCCACAUUGAGCAACACCAUAACGUCCACCAUAGGAAACGGUGAGUUGUAUCAGUUGUCUACUACAUCUGGUGGGGAUGGCAUUCCCCAUGAAAGUAUAACACCCGAAAAUGACGUAAUACCCACUAAUUUCAAUAUUGCAGGCAUGGAUACAGCAGUAACGUCAAAACCAAAUAUGAUAGAGGAUUCCACUGCCACAAGUGUCAAUGGUGCUAAGUCUAUUGGGUCUACAGCCACAGAAAAAGCAGGAGACUCAGUAUCAUUAACACAUCUUCAGACUAAGAAUGGAAAUGCAAUGCAGAACCCAGAUGUGAAUUCCAAGAACACAUUAUCAUAUACUACCGAUAAUACAAAUGCACAAACCACAGCUAAUAUCCAAUCAUCACAGGCAUAUAACGCAAAAAAACAUGAUACACUACGACAACAAACUGAAAAUAGUGUCACCACCUCCUCAAAAAUCAGCACUCAUUCCACAACACAGAAAUCUAUCGGUCAAAAGUUUACAUCUGCUACUCAUAAAGCUGCUACGUUGUUUACAACAUAUCAAGCACCCACUGAUGUAGGGAAAACGACCAUUAAUACUGAUCCCCAUUCUACACGAUUCUACAAUCAUGACAAAAUGAUGACAUCAGGUCAGCCUAAUUUACACACAGUCCCCACAUACCCGUCUACAGGUCUGCAUUCCACGCAACUCCACAAAACACCGUCACAAACUACAUCUGAAGUACCAACAACAAAUACUAAAACCACUAUACCCUCUAGGGAUUCUUUGUCAACAAGAUCCCAGAAUAUAGAAACAAUUCCUGUGUCAGGUCAGCCUACUUUAGGUGUAAGUACUGCACCAUCGUCUACUGGUUCGCAACCAUCUAAAUUCCUUAAUAUACCGACACAAACGGCAUCGAGCAAGUCAAAUAUAAAUGUUGGCAACGCCAUGUCAACAGGUGUUCCAUCAGAUCACGCUACUAAAAACAAAGCAAACACAUUGACAUCAACUGUCGCCCAUACAUCUCCAAUUAAUAACACGGAAUCGCCAACACUAUCACGUCAGUCGACAACUUUUGUUGAUAUAUCAGAUAUGCCAAUCCACCCAUUUUUAAACACGGACGAAACACUACAAACGACAAAUGACCAAACACACCAUCCAUUAUCAACAUCGAUGACUGAUAAUACACAUAUCAACAUUGGGGGAAACAUCUUUACUCCGGGUUUACAGUCAACAGCUCCCGAUGAAACAUUUUCAAAUACAAAUUCACUUUUGUCACAACAAACUAAUGAAGAUUUGACAAUUUUGAAUAAUAACAACAGGCCUUUUACUAGUGACCUCUUACUUGUAAAUGAAAAACAAUCGAAAGGUAAACUUCAAGGAAUCCAAGGAAUCCCUGUAUUCGUUAACCCAACGCCAUUACAAAAUUCGAACAACCUGUUUGAUUCGCAUUUAAACUAUGACAGGCCAGGGAAAAAGUUCAACGGACAACAGGGGCUAAAGCUUGGCGAAAUUGAUAAUAUGCCAAUAAAGCCAUUAGGUUUACAAAAAUCGCAAAAAUCGUCACCAAUGAAAGCAGGCAUUGCUUCUUUGAAUACAAAUUCUAAUACAGGACUCACUGGUCAUCAAAUGAAUCAAAAAUAUCCUGGAUCGAUAUUUCAAAAAGCACGUGACAGUCGUUACCAAAUUGACAGUGACAUUGCAAUUGUUCCGAAAAUAAGUUUUGUUGAUCCGCAAAUGAAUGAACAUUUAGGUAGGUUAUCUAAUCGCGCAAAACAACAAAAUAAUCAAAUUCAACAAAAGCCCAGUUCAAUAAACAAUAACCAUGCUGAUAUCAAUAAAGAAAGAAAAAAUCCGAACCCUGAACCUAAAAGUGUAUUUUCUAAUAAUAUACCUUCUAGUACUAAAGAACAAGUGAAAUCGAUAAAUGAAAAUAAAACAAGUAAUCCAAAAGUACGGUUUUCCGACCCAAAGAUUUCUGAACAUGUUACUGCUUUGUUGAAGAAACUGUCUAGUAGAUAUUCAGCUCACAAAAAAACGUCAAGUUCGAAUCUUAAUUUCGUAGAUCCUCAGUACCUGACCCCCAUAUACAAAGCUCUUCUUGAGAACCGUCGUAAACAACUAUUCCUAAGCUCUUCAGCCGCCUCCGUGCCACCUGACAACAGAAUGAAGAUGAAGUUUUCAUUAGAUCCUAUCGCACAUACAACAGGAAGUGUACAGAAGACAGAAAAUACCCCGGAUUCAGCGAGUUUCAUCUACCAUAGCCCUGUUGUAAAUGCUAAAGUACCAACCCAUCUCUCUAAACACAAAUUUCUGCUUGCAAAUGGAACACAAACUCUACCAUCGGCUAUACAAAAUGGAACACUUUCACCAGGUACCUUACUUGGCCCUUUAACUCGUGCAAGUACUUCCAAGGCUGGCAAUUCGUUGUUUGGAAAGGCCGGUCACGUACCACGUGGACCUCAACAGGGCCAAGCUUAUAUUCCGCUACAGAGUAUCAAUGGAAAACAGGUUAAUGUAUCUUUCGUGGAGGGAUAUAAAUCGUUAGGCAAAGUAAUAGAUUAUCAUCACCUUGGUGAUCCAAGUGCAGUUUUUAGAACACGUGAUCAGUUUGUUGAUGGAAGCUUUGACCAGGGUCCUUUUGCUGAUAGUUAUAGACAAAAAGCUGACGUAGUAUUACCAACAUCCGGGGUAUUAACCGACUCGGAUCCCAGUAUUAAUGUCCCCCGACAGCAAAACAAAUUACCACUUUUUGCACAAGGUCAUUACCUGUUUCAAGAUCACAACAAACCUAUGGAAUUAAGCUUCGAUGUUCUUCAAUAUCUAUUUAAAACUAUGGGUCCUGACAAUAAAAAGCAAUCCAUAAAUCUUGAAGCGUUAAAGUCGCAAUCAAAAUUUCCAUUGAUAAUGAAAUAUAUCGACAGAAGUGGGUUGCGAAUGCAAAAAACGCAUAUACAUUCUCCGUUGGUUGCUCUAGUAGAUAGUCAACGCGCAGCUCAACAUAAAAAAGAAGAGAUUUCCCCUAUAUUAUCCUUUACUAAGAAUCGAAAUCAUAAUUUAAUAGAUGUGAGUCAGUCCCUAGCUAAAGGGUUGAAUAAAAAUAAUAGAAAUACCACACAUAAUCAAAAUCAAGCAUCAGCCGUUGAAGCUUUGGCCAAAGCAUCCCUUCUUAUUAAGCAAACCCCUCGUUUCAAAGGCAGAAUGGGAGUUAGUAUGUUCAAUAAUGACAAAAAUAAAGAAAGUGGAAAUCUUGCAGGUAAAUUUUCUAUUGGCAGAAGCAACACCAUGUUAUCAUCGUUCCGAGCUUCUAACAGAAAGUAUCCGUCAUUCCUAAGUGAACCUAAUCAAGUAAAUGGUGAUUUGGUUACUGAUUUGACCGACAUUCCGCAGGCUCAAGAGCAGCCUCCAGUUGGAUAUCCAGAACAUGUAUCAUCUACUACUAGAAGUCAGGAUGGGACGACAUCACAAAAGCCUAUGUCAUCCAUGUCAACAAGUGUGGCUACAGCUCCAAAGACAACAAAGUCUAGUGUUGACCUGUCAACCGGUGUGUUUCCGGCUACAGACGAAAGUACAAUGACAUCAAUAACACCAAACGAUGCCGCUAGUUUAGCAAUGAAGAUGCAUUUGCCUAUGGUUGACAAUACUGCAUCGACUCAGGCUUACCGCUUAAUCAUUGCUAAUAAUGAAGACAUCGGAAGACGAAUAAAUGAAAACAGUAUUGCCAAUGCUGAAAGCGGAUUCAAUGCAAAUCAUCUGAAUGACAUUUUGGCAACCGAAGAAACGCCAGCAUCCUUCAAUAAUAGGUUAGAUAGGUUUCGACAGACAGGUGACUCAGAUAAUAUAGCCUUUGGUAACUUACAAUCUGAUUUAAAUGCAAAACAUCGCAGUCAUAAAUUCUUCCCCUCUGAAACCUUAAUGAAUGAUGUCAGUGAUAUAAACAUUAUACCAACUGAGCCAUAUACACCAACAGACAAAAAACAUUCCAAGAGCUUUGCAACUAACACAAACAUUAAAAACGCAGAACAACCAACAAAGCAAAUUCAUACUAUCAUACCAAGUAUUAAUCUACACACUACAAAAACAAUCCAAAGUGCAUCAGUAUUCCCAACCUCUAGCACAAGCAUACACAGCCAAGCAGAUGCUACACCUUUACACGAUGUCAAUAAAAACACAGACACAUAUAUAAAUUCUCAACAACAUACACACAAUGCACAAACCACUGAACAAAGCCCAAGUACAAACGAACAAAAUGCGACAAGUUUUGUUCAGCACAAGUCGCGACAAACGGAGUCAUCUACGAACACAAACUUGGAGCAUGUGCAAAAUGGAGCUACAAAACAGGUACAGACAGGUCGACAAGAUGAAAUGACUAGUUCAGUGAAUACAAAGGCCAGUGCAAAAGAUGGAAUGACAAGUACACAAGGUGAUAAAAGAAGUACACAAGAUCGUACGACGAUUACGCCUGCAUCGCAUAAUGGAAUGACGAGUACACAUGACGGAAUGACGAGUACACAUACUGCAACUACAAGUACAUACGAGGGAAGGACGAGUAUACAGGAUAAGAUGACCAGUUCACACGAUAGAAUGACUAAUACACAAAAUGGAAAGACGGGAUCACAUACGGAGACGACUAGAUCACACGAUGGAAUGAAGAGUACACACGAUGGAGCGACGACUUCAUACACGGAUAUGAUAUAUGAAGAAAUGCCCAUGGCCAGUGCAUUGGAAGGCAUGACUGAUACACCAAGUGAGAUGAUAAGUACAACAGACAAUGUACCAAUUCCAGAAGAUGUAGCGACUACUACACAUGGCAGGAGGACAGAUGCACAAGAUGGAAUGAUUCAAUCCGAAGAUAGACAAUUUAACUUUGAUCCUUCAGCUCUUAAAGUGGACCCGUUAGCGGGGAAUGAUUUUGGAGCAAAGGAUAACAAUUUCCAGGCCCUCUGGUCAACAGACACAGGAUUUAAUCAAGACGCGAAAGCAAAUUCUGGCAAUUUUCCCAAUGAUCAAGGAGGAAACCAAAAUACUUUGAUGCUAUUCAAUGAUAUGCCGAAAUUCGUACAGCGAACUAUUGCAAAUGUGGACCAUCGACCUGGUACUGGUCCUGGUACGUUAAUCAAUACGUUAGUGAAAGGCUUACAUUUAGAUUCAUCCAAAGGAAACUUUGACAGUCGUGGCAAUGCAAUGCCUAAUAACAAAGCAACUGACUUCACAACGGAACAACAAAGUACUGCUACAUUUAUGUCUUCAGAUUCAUCUACAACACAACAAUCGCGGGAUCAAAGACAAGAACAAACUUCAUCAAACAAACAAUUGGCCAUGACAGACUCUCCCACUACAAAGGAACCACAAUUACGGUUGGACCACCUGGUCAUGCCUAUCGUUAAAACAAAAGAACCGAUCACAAAAAUGACAGAACAGACAACAACUUCUACAACAACUGAGGUGCCGACAACGACCACCACUACAAAAACAACCACGACCACAGAGGCACCAACUACCACAUCCACAACCACAACAACAGAGGCACCAUCAACAACCACAACAACAGAGGCUCCGACAACAACUACAACAACAGAGGCUCCGACAACAACAACAACAACAGAGACUCCAACAACAACUACUACAACAGAGACUCCGACAAUAACAACAACAACAACAACCGAGGCUCCCACAACACCUACUACAACAGAGACUCCGACAACAACAACAACAACAACAACAACCGAGGCUCCCACAACAACAACAACAACAACCGAGGCUCCCACAACAACUACUACAACAGAGACUCCGACAACAACUACAACAACUGAGGCUCCAACAACAACUACUACAACUGAGGCUCCAACAACAACAACUGAGGCCCCGACAACAACAACUGAGGCUCCGACAACAACUACAACAACUGAGGCUCCAACAACAACUACAACAACUGAGGCUCCAACAACAACUACAACAACUGAGGCUCCAACAACAACAACUGAGGCUCCGACAACAACUACAACAACUGAGGCUCCAACAACAACUACAACAACUGAGGCUCCAACAACAACUACUACAACUGAGGCUCCAACAACAACAACUGAGGCUCCGACAACAACUACAACAACUGAGGCUCCGACAACAACCACAACAACUGAACCUCCAACAACAACAACAACCGAGGCUCCUACAACCACAACAACAACUGAGACUCCGACAACAACAACUACAACUGAGGCUCCGACAACAACUACAACAACCGAGCCAACAACUACUACUGAACCUACAACAACGACAACAACGUCCACAACAACAACAACAACUGAGGCUCCCACAACAACUUCAACAACCGAACCUACAACUACAACAACCACACCUACAACUACAACAACCACACCUACAACUACAACAACAGUGACAACGACCCCUGUUCCGACUGAACCUCCGGAGCCACUUCGACUAGAUCACUUAUAUAUGGAUUUCAUAACAACUACGGCGAAACCUACAACAACGACAACGGAACCUACAACAACGACAACGGAGCCUACAACAACAACAACAACUGAAGCAUCUACCACAACCACUGCAACAACAACAACUACUGAGGAGCCUACCACAACUACAACCACAUUUGAGCCACCCACGGUCACAGAGCCCACAUCAACAACAGAACCGAGAAGGACCUUCUCCACAAGCAAUUUCGUUUCGAAUGGAGAAGGUUUAUUACAACCUACAGCAUUUGGGGGCAUGAGUCAUAUCGUUAUGAGCCCCACAGUUAUUGCUGGAAGGUCAAAUUUGAAUAGCAUCAAUGAAAAACAAUCCUCAUCUGUCAUCCGCCAAUCUGUAGAAAGACUGAAGCAGCUGUUUGGAUUAGAAAAUGUUCCUAAUGUCAUUAUCAAGCCUACAAAGUUCACAACUUUAAAUAAAUUAUCUGGCUCCUUACUGAUGUCCAAAGGAAGCCGCCUAUCUAGCAGUGCAAUCGGCAGAACUAUAUCAACUCACCAGGAGUCACCGACGCAAAGCCUGUCUGGUUCUACCACUGAUAGUGCGUCGACCACAGUCUUUACACCAGAUUACAUCACUGAAAUCACGACUAAGCAAGAACCAUUAAGAUUAGACCACCUGUACAUGGAUAUAAUUACAACAACUGAGCCGACCACAACGACAACAACUAUUCCAACCACCACCACCACGACACCUACAACGACAACCACGCCCACAACUACAACAACUCCUACAACUACUACCACACCGACCACGACGACCAAGCCCACAACUACGACAACGCCCACAACGACAACCACGCCCACAACGACAACCACGCCCACAACGACAACCACGCCCACAACGACAACCACGCCCACAACGACAACCACGCCCACAACGACAACCAAGCCUACCACGAUAACUGCGCCUACCACGACAACUGCGCCUACCACGACAACGCCUAUCCCGACAACCACGUCCACAACUAUGACAACCCCUUCAACCACUACCACGCCUACCACGCCCACAAGUACGACAACGCCAACUACAACAAAUUCUACCACUACCAUAAUGGUCCUAACGGAAAGUAAUACUUUACAUUCGACAACGGCGAUAAUUGUUCCAUCGGAAACUAUUACUACACAUUCUACCACGCCAAUAUUAGUCCCGAUCAUAACUUCAGCACCCAUACCAAUCACACGUACAGAUCCUACCAGCACGAUCACACUUUUCACUGAAAACAUGAAUUAUGAGGCCACAACGGCUGAAAAUCUUACACAGAGUACACUUGCAGAAAAAUCUAAACCACAGCCAUUAGUUAGCGGAUCAUUUGCGACUAUCCAACCCUUAGCCAGGCUAUCGCAGGUGCUCAAACUGGCAAGGACUCAAAAGACAGACGGUCGUUUGAGCCGACCUCUAGCCGCCACAGCUGAAUCUACAGUGGCAUCAAAAAUGGAAAGUGUAAAACUUUCAUCUACAUCUAUUGCGAACACGGAUGUUGCAUCAACCAUUACGCACACUGGUCCCUUGGUGGCAAGCCCUCUCGGUGGACCAACACUAGAUACACUUCAACAACAUUCUGGGUCAAGCGGGCCACUUAAUCAGAUGGAUUCCUUGAUGAUUGAGUCACCAACAGGACCGCUGGUAGGGAAUCAGCCACAAUUCACGGAACCCUUAGUCCCCGGGUUUGUAGCGCAGUCCGAGCCGGCCCCUAACCAGUGGCCAUCAAAGGCACCGAUAGUUUCACAAGGAAACCAGGGCUCUGGUGCAUCGAAACCCCUUUCCUGGACACCAGGAUUAAAACAGCCACUAGCUACACUACCAGCCUCCAUUUUGAUCGGCAGUGAACCUAAGUAUAACUUGGCAUCAUCUAAACCGGGAUUCGAGCCAGAAGCAGCUAUUGUUCCUAUAAAGCAGAAAAAUAUUGAAAGUAAAAUCAAAGACGUACGAUUGGCUGAUAUAAACACCGGUUCAAACACAUUUUCCAACCAUCAACAACCAAUAGCAGAUCAGUUUGCCCAGAAACCGGAUGUCAGAAUAAUGAAAAAUGGUCAAAGCAACCUGGCCGAUUACUCUAUAAUAAAAGACACUGGACCUACUGGGCCGUUGCUUCCUGGUUCACCUGCACCACCAACUUACAUGUACAAAUCAACUCCAAUCAACGUGCAGCUCAAUACAGGAAGUCCACUUACUAUCAGCUCUGAAAAGCCACAGUUUCCUUUGAACAUGGCAACUACAGGAAUAAUGGAUAUGGUCUACCAGGCAACAAACACCCCUGUUUUCACCGGAGCUCCCUCUGGUGGGUACACCAACACAUGGACUACAUCUGGAACAACAAUGCCUCCUGUGUUCACAGCCUCCACAGCGCCACCUACCACAACAGCACCUAUCGUAACAACCACUAACGCUUAUUCGCAAAUAUCAGCUAACGUUAUGCAAGAAAAAUUGAUCUGGGAGAAAAUUCAAGUGUUAAAGGAUUUGAGGGUUGCGCUGCAGUCUCUGAAUAUUCCAAAUAACGGGAAUUUAUACAAGAGAAUCGAACGUCUAUCUGUUGAUAAGAUAAGAGCAUACCUGAAGAGAGCUCAAUCGAUAAAGAAAGGCCGUAGUGGUACCAGACGUUCUGGCUGAUUUGGGAUUAUGCCAGCCAAAUAUACAAACCACUCGAUUUAAAACGAUUGAACUUAAAUAAGGCACUCGUGUCCUCGAAGGUUAUACAUGAGCUAUUUCCUUUCUACCAUAGCUCUUACAGAAUAUAUUUAAUGUUUUAUUUCACUUGAAAGUCUUUUGAUAUAAAAACAUGAUAUAUACAUUUUUUCCCCUUUUUUGUCCUCAAGCAGGACGUUGUUUAAAAUUUUAAAAUCGAGAUGGAAGAUAUUAAUAUCUCAUACUAUUAGCCCUCUUUUUUCAUAAAUUAUUAUUUUCGAAAAAUACUAUGCGUCGCGAGUUUGAGUUAAAAUGAAUAUUUGUAUUAAUAUGUUCGUGUUUGUGUUAUAUAUCAUAGAUUAACCAUUAAUAUUCGCACAUGAAACAAUUUAAUGUUACUUAAUUACUCACAGCAUAAAUACAAUCGAACAUACAAUGCGUAGCUUUGAUUUGAAUUAUCAAUCAUAAUUUUUACAGAGGAACGAGAAAUUAAUGCAAUAUCUUAUCAGACUUUAUUCCUUGACACGCUUUGACAUGAACCUUAGUCAAAUGUUAACUGUUCCUAUACUUGUUCUGAUCUAUUGAUUCAUUAAAAAAGCACAACAGUUGCAAUGCGGCGAUUAUUUAGAAUAACCAAAUUACUAGCAUUGUAAUACGAAUUUAUUAACGUUUAACAAAAAAUUCAGGCCUCAUACCAGAGGGCUAAAAUCUUGUCAAAAACUCUUUUAUCCGUAUAAACAAAGAAAUAUAAAAUUAAGUUAAGCGUUAUGUCUUUUAGAUCGAGACACAUACGUAGUAGGGUUGUUUGUGGUGUUUAAAUAUGUUCACCAGGCCAGAAACUAACAUAUAAGGCAACGCGUUCACAGCUAGCCUUACUUCACUGAGGUGUGGUGUAGAGUUCCCUAUAACCAGCGUACGUUUAAUGUGUAAUAAACGUCAGCACAUUUUCAUUUUUAUCUCAUUAAGUUGGAUUUCAUGACCUGACAACGAUCACUCUGUCGAGCCAUGCUCGCUGGCCACGUGAUAAUAAUAAAAUGUACAUGUACUUGACGUCUUUAACAAUACACGCUUGGUCUCUCAUAAACACGUUUUUAUUAUAAAGAUUAAUUAUGGUUGUAUAUAAUUUAUUUGAAUAUUCUUCAUACAUUUCUUAUUUGACAUCAAGUUCUGAUGACAAGUGUCCUACGUUAGGAUUCAUACCCUUCUUAGUAAACGUGCUGUGUUAGUUUUCACAACGCCAUAUGUAACUGAAUCGGUUUUGAUCAGACUUUGUCUUUGGUCCUGUUUUCGGGUGUGAUAACGAGCAUUUGGUACCAGAAAAACUUGAUAAAAAUUGCACUCAGACAGGUGUAGACACGACUUAAAUUAAACAGGAGUAAGUGAGUUUCGUGGAAGAAUUUUUAUUUUUGUAAAUUCGAAUUAAUAAUUAGCUUUGUAAAACAUCAAAUUUCAAAUUGAAAAAAAAAAAGAAGCGAAAUAUCACUUUUUCAUUUUGAAUUAAUGGCGCCAUUUCAAUUUAUGCUAUGACUUUACAAGAGGUGUUAUAUAUAAGACAUACAUGUGAUUGAGAUAUUGCCGUGAGCAAUAACCAGGGUAUCAGAUAUGACAAAGGGAGAUCCACGACGAGGAAUUAUCAAAAAUAACAUGAUCAUUUUAACCAUUCAUGUAGCUGUUACAUAUUCAAAAAGCAUAUACACGCGGUGUGGUCUAAAGCGUUGAUGUUAAAGAAAAAAGAUGUCAAGUGAAAAAAGGAUACUUGUUUUCGCAUUAUUAUUUGUACAUAGUAUAUACUUCAUUUGUAUCAGCUGCUACAACGUAGUUUCAUGAAAAUGUUAUAAAUAAAAAAUAACCAAUAA
Molecule: messenger RNA, 17087 nt
Organism: Mizuhopecten yessoensis (Yesso scallop)
Lineage: Eukaryota; Metazoa; Mollusca; Bivalvia; Pectinida; Pectinidae
Product: mucin-2-like
Exons: 12
Coding region: 283-15216 (4977 amino acids)
Cellular component (GO): extracellular matrix
Source: RefSeq, a predicted model, not a curated record